UCCAUCUCUCUGUUCUCCCCGUUACCCAGUGUGAUGCUUCCGUGGAACGAGUGGCUGUGGGCCCACGAAUUUUGGCUGCCGCCGGGGUUCACCUGGGAGGACAUGAAGGAAACCGAGGAGAUCCGCUACCCGCAGCCCCGGCACCUGCUGCUCAGCAUCCCCUUGGCUCUUCUGCUCGUCGCAAUCCGGUUCAUCUUCGAAAGGAAGGUCGCCAUACCCCUGAGCAGGAAGAUGGGGCUGAGGGAGGAAGUACGGAGGAAAGCCGCUCCGAAUCCCAUCCUGGAAGCUUUUUAUGCCACAUGCAGGAGAGGCCCCAAAGAGGAGGAGCUCAGCGGCCUUGCCAAGCGGUGCGACUUACAGCCUAGGCAAGUGGAGAGAUGGUUCCGGUAUCGGCGGAACGAGGACCGACCCAGCUUGACCAAGAAGUUCUGUGAAGCCAGCUGGUUCGGUGCUUUUGACUUAAUUUCCUUCUGCGUGGGUUUGGCCGUCCUCUACGACAAACCCUGGUUCUGGGACCCCCAGGAGUGUUGGGUCGGUUAUCCCCAGCAGCCGCUCCAGCCCUCCAUCUUUGCCUACUACAUAUUGAAGCUCUCCUAUUUCUGGUCUAUGGUCUUCACCCUGCCUUCUGACAUCAAGUGGAAGGACUUCUACCAAGAGAUUAUCCAUCACACCUCCACCCUCUUCCUGACCAGCUUCUCAUACUGUGCCAACUAUGUCCGGAUUGGCACCCUGGUCAUGUUCAUACACGACGCUUCAGACUGCUUCAUGCAGCCAGCAAAGAUUUUCAACUACGUGAAGUGGCAGAAAACUUGUAACUGUCUGUUUUUGGCUUUCUCGGCCGUUUUCCUGUUCACUCGCCUGGUGAUUUUCCCCUACAAGAUUCUCUACAACACGUAUUACUACACCAUGGAGCUCUUCCAGCCUGUCUUUGGCUACUAUUUCAUGAACGCUCUUCUGAUGAUCCUACAAGUCCUUCACAUCUUCUGGUCAAGCCUGAUCGUCUGCAUGAUUUAUAGAUUAAUGCGAUUCGGCAGGGUGCGAAAGGAUCUGAGAAGUGACACAGAUGAAACCGAAAUCUGGAGCAUCCAUUAG
Elgaria multicarinata webbii is the source of this 1092-nucleotide messenger RNA. Its product is annotated as ceramide synthase 4-like. Gene Ontology annotation, cellular component: membrane. Bases 34 to 1092 code for a protein of 352 amino acids. Gene Ontology annotation, biological process: ceramide biosynthetic process. The record is from RefSeq and is a predicted model, not a curated record. The transcript is spliced from 10 exons. Gene Ontology annotation, molecular function: sphingosine N-acyltransferase activity; DNA binding. NCBI's taxonomy places the organism in Eukaryota, Metazoa, Chordata, Lepidosauria, Squamata, Anguidae.